ACUGAAUCCUUCUCUGAUUGAUUCUCAUUCUGAAGGGUAAGCUGAUUAUAAGUACAGUGCUACCUGCGAGUCUAAAUUUAGGGAAAAAAGAAUUACCAUCCUAACUGUGAGGGGUUUUUUACCCCUGAGUUUGGGCUCUCAGGAAGUUCUCCCAGAUGCUCACCGACAGCCUCCACCAAUCAAAUGGUUAUGUGUUGGUUUCUCAUGUACUGGACUUCCCAGAGCUGCCAAUCAUUUAUAGCUCAAGAUAUGAUCAUUCAUGUUUUUGUGACCUGGAUUAAAGACAGUGAUGUAUAACAUAUGAAAAACAUUAGCAAGACUACAAUAUGAAACUACUCUGUUGUAAGUAAAAGAAAAAUGCCCACUGUGGCUGGUAAAAUAUUAUAUAUCACAGGUCUGUUACUGGAUUGUUUAAUACUGAUGCAUUAACAGUAAAAGCAGCAUUUUACUGUACUGUACAUCACAUUCAUACUUGUAAGUGGAAAUGAUGCACUCCAUCUUUCACUGUGUUUAACGUCUCUUUCCUUGCUCUCUUGUGCUCCAUUUUUGUUAACUGGAUUUUUUCUCCUUUUUAUUUUUGUUGCCUUUUUUUCUUAAUAUUUGUACUGUAUCAUCAUUUUGACCUUUGACUCCUAAUUUCUUUUCUUUUUUAUAAUUCAAUUUUUAUUGAUUUUAUUUAGGGUGGUACAUGACAGUUCCACACAUUAAAUGAGACAUUCAAUCUUGACAAACAAAAAUAAAAAUACAAUACAAACAGGGUAAUAGAGAUCCGUGCAAGACGAGGUACAGCACCAGUCCCAGUCUGCCAAAAAACAAUAAAAAUAACAAAAUCACAUUUGAAUAGAUAAACAUAUUUUAGUGGAAAAACUCAAUGAAAGUAUGGACCUAGUAUGGCAGAAUAUGGGAGCUUUAAUAGAAAUACAAAGAAGAAGAAAAGGAAGCAGAAGAAGAGGAAAAGGAAGCAGAAGAAGAGGAUCAAGAAGCAGAAGAAGAGGAUCGGCUCUGCCAAUCAUAGCAAAGGGGGCGUGGCUUAGCAUCUCUGCCUGUGACGCCAAACUCAGGGCAUCAAACUCCCAUCCUUUUCGAAUGAUGUUAGCUAACAUGGGAGUUUCAAGCUAACGAAGCUAACUGUCAACCAAAGGGACAUUUAACAGUUAUAUGAGUCGGUUUUAACGUCGCAGGACGACAUGCUGUGACUGAGCGGUGUCCUCCACUACAGCAGCAAUGUUGCCCUCAACCAGCAGCCUGGUCCGGUCUGCUGUCAGGCUGCUGCCGCGGAGAAACUGGAGCCGAGGAUGUGUCUGGUGCCCGUGCAGAAACAUUUCUGUGAAACCAGGAGGUUUGAAACCAAAGACAGUUCCACCUCGGUACCUGGGCCAGCCCAGCCCCUUCACCCAUCCACACCUCAUCAAACAUGGUGAGGUGACCCCAGGCUUGAGCCAGACAGAGUACGAGCUCCGCAGACACAGACUGGCCUCACUUAUCGAGGCCCAGUCAGACAGGCUGGGACCCUCUGCCUCCUCCAGCACCCAUGUGGUCAUCGUUUUGUCCCAUCCGACCCGCUACAUGACCAAUGACAUCCCUUAUCCCUUCCACCAGAACCAGGAUUUCCUCUACCUCAGUGGCAUCCUAGAGCCGGACAGUGCCCUGGUUCUUUAUGGAAAAGGACGACCAGACCAGGCCAUCUUAUUCGUCCCCCGCAGAGACCCAGGCAGAGAACUGUGGGACGGGCCCCGGUCAGGAAAGGACGGGGCUGCUGCUUUGACCGGCCUAGAGAGAGUUCAUAGCACAGAAGAGCUGUGUGUUGUGCUCAAGAGCCUUAAAGGCAAUGUGCUGUGGUACGACAGUUCUAAGCCCGCCCACCCUCGCCUCCACCAGGCUCACGUGAGUCCCGUACUGGAGGCGGGGCCGGUGCCGCACUCUGUCAGACCCCUCAUACACUCCCUUAGGGCCCUCAAGAGCUCAGCAGAGGUGGCACUCAUGCAAGAAGCAGGUCACAUCACAGCACAGGCCUUUAAGAGGACAAUGGCCAUGUCUCAAGGAGACAUUGAUGAAGCUGUAAUCUUUGCCAAGUUUGAUUUUGAGAAUCGGAUCCAUGGCGCCAACUUCCUGGCCUACCCCCCUGUUGUUGCUGGAGGGAAUCGAGCCAACACUCUGCACUACAUAAACAACAACCAGAUUAUCAAGGAUGGUGAAAUGGUUCUGCUUGAUGGUGGUUGUGAAUACUUUGGUUACGUCAGUGAUAUCACUCGAACAUGGCCAGUGAAUGGAAAGUUCAGCCCUGCCCAGGCUGAGAUGUACGAGGCCGUCCUGGAGGUCCAGCGCGCCUGUUUGUCUCUGUGCUCCCCGGGCGUCAGUCUGGAUCACAUCUACAGCACCAUGCUGGCUCUGCUGGGACGACAGCUCAGGCGGCUAGGCAUCGUCAAGGCCAGCACCACUGAUGCUGAUGUACUGAAGGCUGCACGGCGCUACUGCCCCCACCAUGUUGGCCAUUACCUGGGCAUGGACGUCCACGACACACCUGAGCUGUCCCGCUCACAACCUCUACAGUCAGGAAUGGCCAUCACAAUAGAACCAGGGUUAUACAUCUGCGAGGACAAUGAUCAGGCACCGGAGCGUUUCCGCGGCUUGGGUAUCAGGAUUGAGGAUGACGUGGUGAUCCGAGACAAGGGGGGCCCUCUGAUUCUGUCCUCUGGGGCGCCAAAGACCAUCGCUGAUGUAGAGAAGGCCUGCGCCCAGUGAUAGGGCAGGGAGAGACAGACAAGUCACCAAGUGAGCUGUGGCAUCGAUGGCAGGCAGUGUGCUGUGCUUUUCCAACCGUCUCCACAGUGAUGAUGUCAUCAGGCUCAGGGCCCAGGUACAUGAAUGACAGGUGGGAGCACACUGCAGGACUCUGGUUUAAGCCUCAGCGAGGCCUCAAACAUGUAGAAAUGUGGUGUGGAAGAUCAUAGAUUUUGUGGGUGCUUUUGUUGUCUACCUAAAUGUUUAAAGAAACUGGUUUUAUAUUUGUAGUUUUCAGUGAAUGAUGAUGAAGAGCUCAUCAGCUGUAAGAGGUGGGUUUAGUUGUGUGUGAAGGGGUUAUGGUGUAACGGACAUGUUCUUCCUCAAAAUACAUGUCAGGGCUCCAGCAAAACCACAUGGAGACCAUUCUUGAUCAUGUAUAACACAUCCAUUUUGUGUUGUGAUGGUGCUAUCAGUGGGUUAAUCCAACACUGAACUAUAAAUAAAAACCUAGAAACUACAGUCAACCUCUUCCAUCAAGUAUUCAGCUGAAGACCCAGCGGUUAGAUCCAGCAACCAUUUUGUUUUUCAGAAUUGCCACCUUCAUGUCACACCAGGACAUAAUUGUUUGCUUCUUGUCUCACUCAGAAAACUUUCUUUAAGCCUACAUACACACACACACUUCCUUUGUCUCUUACACACACAAAAAAGCAGAAGUCUUCCCCAGCUCACGCUACAGUAAAAAAGAUCAAAACACCAAAUUGUUGAACAUUCACCUACCGAGCUGCAGGAAGGUCAGGGAGACCCGCAGCAUGUCAAAUAAACACACCACCAUGUUAAUACACACAGGUGAUGAAUAAAGAUGUCUCACACAGCUGGUCCUGGUAAGCCUGGAAUGAUGGUAAUGAUUAUACCAAUACACUGAAAAGGCUUAUAAAGUGUACACUGAGAAGGGUGUGUGUGUUACGUGUGUCUCCUCAGCAGAGAAAUAUGAUCUUUUUUAAAGACACUUGUGUUUAUAUGUAUUAAAAAGAUGUCAUUGUCUCAUAUUUAAUGCAAAUACGUGAUUUUAUUUCAUA
Messenger RNA from Epinephelus moara (kelp grouper), 3800 nucleotides. RefSeq names its product X-prolyl aminopeptidase 3, mitochondrial (gene xpnpep3). The coding region runs from base 1225 to 2742 and encodes 505 amino acids. NCBI's taxonomy places the organism in Eukaryota, Metazoa, Chordata, Actinopteri, Perciformes, Serranidae. The record is from RefSeq and is a predicted model, not a curated record. The transcript is spliced from 12 exons. Gene Ontology annotation, cellular component: mitochondrion. Gene Ontology annotation, molecular function: metalloaminopeptidase activity; manganese ion binding.